Messenger RNA from Danio rerio (zebrafish), 4169 nucleotides. RefSeq names its product contactin 5 (gene cntn5). Gene Ontology annotation, cellular component: plasma membrane. NCBI's taxonomy places the organism in Eukaryota, Metazoa, Chordata, Actinopteri, Cypriniformes, Danionidae. The record is from RefSeq and is marked provisional.
UUCCAGCUGGAAUCAAAGUUCUCCUCAUUGGCUCUCCCUCUUGUACUCUUCCAUGGAUGACCUCCUUCUCCUUUGGAUACAAACAAACACACCUUCUUAAGGGAAAUGACUAAAGCUUUAUUGGUGUUAUACAUUUUGCUAGAGCCGUUGCGGGGAGACCCGUGUCAUAUGCUGCGGUGCUGCGGAUGAAGGCAGACAGUUCGUCCUCCUCCUCCAUGAGCUCCAGAAUGAGGUUAAGGAACAGCCAUGGAGUGGGAUCAUCCAGCCAGGACUGGUCUCCGUUCUCCAGACACAGAUACUCAGCCCUCAGCUCACAGGAGGACUAUAGGAGCGAAGAGAGCGAGGAGUUUGGUCCGGUGUUCAUUCAAGAGCCUGACGAUGCAAUUUUUUCCUUGGAUUCAGACGAUAAGAAAAUCAUAAUGAAUUGUGAAGCCAGAGGAAACCCUGUUCCGACCUACAGUUGGCUGAUCAAUGGAACGAAUGUGGACACAGAAGCAGAUUUCCGCUACAGUUUGAUUGAUGGAAAUUUAAUAAUACACAAUGCAAGCGAAGUCAUCGAUUAUGGAAGAUACCAGUGCAGAGCUGAAAACAGCAUUGGCAUCGUCUUGAGUCGAGACGCCCUCCUGCAGUUUGCCUAUCUCGGCCCGUUCAGCGGUAAGACUAGAGGAGCUGUUUCGGUGAGGGAAGGCCAGGGGGUUGUGCUAAUGUGUGCCCCCCCUUCUCAUUCUCCAGAGAUCAUCUACAGCUGGGUGUUCAAUGAGCUCCCCUCAUUCGUGGCAGAAGACAGCCGGCGAUUCAUCUCGCAGGAAACGGGAAAUCUGUAUAUCUCCAAGGUGCAGCCCUCAGACGUGGGCAGCUACGUGUGCCAAGUGAAGAACACUGUGACCAACGCUAGGGUCCUGAGCCCGCCGACGCCCCUGACUCUCAAAACAGAUGGAGUAAUGGGGGAGUACGAGCCUAAAAUCGAAGCACAUUUUCCCCAGACGGUACUGGCAGCCAAAGGCGUCACCGUGAGGCUGGAGUGCUUUGCCCUUGGGAAUCCUGUCCCCACAAUCACCUGGAGGAAGAUGAGUGGAAACAUUCCCAAAAAAGCCCGUCUUCGCAAAUCACAGGCUGUUCUCGAGAUCCCCAACAUCCAGCUAGAGGAUUCUGGGAGUUACGAGUGUAAAGCUGAGAACACCAGAGGAGGCACCGCUUUCAGAGGACACCUGCAGGUCUACACUCUGCCGCAGUGGAUCAGCAUGAUAAAUGACACUCAACUGGACAGCGGAGAGCAGCUCCGUUGGGAGUGUCGAGCCACAGGAAAGCCCAGACCCACAUAUCGCUGGCUGCGCAAUGGAGAACCACUCAGCACACAGAGCAGAGUGGAAAUGGUGAAUGGAGAGCUAACCAUUCACAGACUCCAGCAGGCUGAUUCGGGGAUGUACCAGUGCAUCGCAGAGAACAAGUAUGGAGCCAUCUAUUCCAGCGCAGAGCUCAAAAUACUGGCAUCAGCUCCCAUGUUCAACAACAACCCAGUCCGUCUCAUCGCAACCGUUGGGAAAGACGUGUCUCUAGAGUGCCGUCCUCGUGCUUCACCCAAACCCAGAAUCUCAUGGAGGAAAAACGACCGAAGACUUCAACCCAGCCGAAGGAUCAUGUUACUUCGGAACAACACCCUGCGCAUCAUUAACUCCAGCCGCUCGGAUGAGGGAAGCUACGUGUGCCGUGCAGAAAACCAGUUUGGAUCAGCAGAGCUGACCACUGUGCUUCUGGUGAAAGAGCCCAUGCGGGUGGAGUUGAGCCCCCUGCGGGUGGAGGUGACGGUGGGAGAGAGUGUGGUGCUCAGCUGUAAAGUCACUCAUGACCCUUCGCUGGACGUGUCCUUCCUCUGGCUGCUGAACAACCAACCGCUCAACACACAGCAGGAUGGAGGACACUUUGAGUACAUCCAAACACAGUCCUCCACCGCAGACCUGAUGAUCAGGAGCAUCCUCCUGAAGCAUGCUGGGAAAUAUGGCUGUCGAGCUCAGACCAGCGCUGACAGUGUGCUUGCUGAAGCUGAGCUGCUGGUGCGAGGGCCUCCUGGAGCUCCUGGAGUGGUGAUUGUAGAGGAGAUCACGGCCAGCACCGCCACACUGUCAUGGAGCCACGGUGUCGACAACCACAGUCCAAUCACCACAUACAAUGUACAAGCACGGAGCCCUGUCUCUCUGGGAUGGCAGACAGUGAAAACCGAUCCAGACCCGGUGACAGGAAGCAUGGAGUCAGCCAUGGCAGUGGAUCUCAACCCCUGGGUGGAGUAUGAGUUUCGGGUGGUGGCCACAAACAGCAUAGGCACAGGCGACCCGAGCCCCCCAUCCAGAGCGGUGCGCACUAAAGAAGCAGUACCAUCUGUAGCCCCUGCCAACGUUCGAGGAGGGAACGGCCGCAGGCAUGAGCUGGUCAUAUCCUGGGAGCCAGUCUCAGAGGAGUACCAAAACGGAGAAGGCUUUGGCUACAUCGUGGCGUUUCGGGUCAACGGCACACGUGGAUGGAAAGAGAAGAUGGUGACGUCUGCAGAUUCCACCACAUACAAAUACAGAGAUGAGACAUUCCCCCCUCUGACCCCGUUUGAGGUGCGGGUUGGGGUUUAUAACAACAAAGGCGACGGGCCCUUCAGUGAAGUGGUCACUGUGUUCUCUGCGGAGGGAGAGCCCAGAGAGCCACCUUCAGAAGUGCAGGCAUUCGCAGUCUCUUCCUCGGAAAUUAAAGUCUUGUGGAAGCCGCCCAGUCCUGGACUUGGAAGACCCCAAGGAUAUGAGGUGAGCUUCUGGAAGGAUGUUGAGCAGGAGGAGUUGGGGAAGAAGAAGAGGACGUUGGGGAAUGAGACGAACAUGUUGUUGUCAGGGCUGGAUGGAAACACGCAAUAUCUGGUGUCUGUGAAAGGAUUCAACAGCGCCGGUCAAGGGCCAUCUAGCACAGCCGUCAAGAUCAGCACAAAGAAAAAUGCCCCAAGUCUACCUCCAGGCAACUUGAUGUGGAUUCAAGAGGGGAACAAUGUUUCUCUAUCCUGGGAUCCAGUGAAAGCAAGGGACAAUGAGUCAGAAGUCAUUGGGUACAAGGUAUUAUUGCGUCAAGAGGGACGUGGCCACAGCCAAGUCAUGAGGACUCCAAAUUCAGCAGUGGUCCUGACGCUUCCUGAAGGGGGAACAUACAUCAUUGAAGUGCGCGCAGUCAGUGAAGGAGGUGAAGGAGCCGCCAGCGCUCAGGUCAGAGUGCUCACCUCCUCAGGCGUGCGUGCAAAGAAUGGGCAGCUCUCUGUCCAGAAUUCACCUCCAGGCUUGGCAUGGACUGCUCUUUUCCUGUCAUUAAUGGUGCCUUCUUUUCCCUUGUGAGGCUACUGAGUCAUGUACUGUUCCUUUAAAACUUUCCUCCGCCUUCCUUCUAACAACCACACCCACUCACCUUCCCGUCUGAAGGGGAUGGGCUCUCGCUCCUCCACACAGACUGCCUGCUUCGGCCUGUACCAUCAACAGGACCUAUGGGCCAGCCAAAGGGAUGUGCUUCUUUUCCAAGGAUCAAGAAAUGCCUCGACUUUUUUUAUUUUACUUCCUUCCUUUCUAGGUUUUUCUUUGGGAUAUCAUUGUAGUGUUGUGCUGUACAAAGUGCAGAGAGACAGUUGUUUGAAAUCUCCAUGAAUCCGUUUUUUUUAGGGACUGUCAUCUGGAAGCUGCUAAGGCACCCUAUGCGUCCCUUUACUGCAUCCAUUUGACCCUUUGGCUGUCCGACAAGCAACGCAGAGUAAGCUCAGUAGAAAUAAGUGCAUUGUUUUCUUAAUAACAAGAGGAGAGUGUGGAGACUACGCAGACAAAAAAAAACAAACAUUUUUUAUAGUGCCGAAAAUCUUACUAUUUCCAGACUUGCUUUUUGUACAUUGUGUUACCUUUAGAGAAUCAAAAAAGCAAAACAAAAAACAUGUGGAACAGUGGUGUGUUUCGGUCGGCUGCGUCCAAGUUUUUGAACGUCUGUUUUCAUUUUUUUGUUACAUUCGGUGGGUUUUGAGAACUAGCAGGGUUGCUGGGCAACAGUGAAUCUGUCUGGACGAACCAGAGAUAAAGGGUUUGGACUCAACUUGUCGUGCCCAAACACCUCUGUAGACAAAAACCAAGGCUGAUCUGUAACAGUUGAAAUAAAUGUGAUGUAUAUUU